This is a messenger RNA of Acanthaster planci (crown-of-thorns starfish), 3220 nucleotides long. Its product is annotated as solute carrier family 22 member 13-like. Gene Ontology annotation, biological process: transmembrane transport. Gene Ontology annotation, cellular component: membrane. The record is from RefSeq and is a predicted model, not a curated record. Lineage: Eukaryota; Metazoa; Echinodermata; Asteroidea; Valvatida; Acanthasteridae. Gene Ontology annotation, molecular function: transmembrane transporter activity.
CUGUCAACAUCUACAUGUACAUGGCGCUCCGAUUUAUCGCUGGUUUUGGUAAUCUGGGUGCCUACUUGAGUCUGUUCGUACUGGUUAUGGAAUAUGUAGGCAAUGCAUGGCGCACACCCGUGACAAUGUUUGUCGCCAUUGUCUUUUCUGUGGGAUACUUUUUCAUCGCCACCGCAGCCAUGCACCUCAGGGAGUGGCGUGCUUUGUCACUCGCGCUCUCUGUCACGUCGGUGGUGCUGUUCAUCCCGACAAUAUUCCUACAAGAGUCGAUCAGAUGGCUGGUUUCUAAGGGCCGGAUUGAUGAGGCCGAAAAGGUCAUCAGGAGGGUGGCCAAGUUCAACAGGAAGACUUUGCCCGAUGCCUUAUUUGAUAAAGAGGACAUCGAAAAGGAAAUGGAAGCAAAAAAGUCUGCAAUUCCCCCGUCUGCCCUUGACCUGUAUAAAACCCCCAACAUGGCGGUCAAGACGCUCAACAUGCAGUACAACUGGUUUGUCAACAGUCUGGUGUACUACGGCCUGUCGCAGAGCACCGGCGAUCUCGGCGUGGACGACUACUGGGCUUUCUUCGUGUCCGGCGCCGUGGAGAUCCCGGCCAUGAUCUAUGCCACCUUUGGCGUGGAGUGGUUUGGCCGGAAAUGGAACACGGGUAUACUUGAAGUGAUCGGUGGUGCAGCUUGUUUGGCGACAAUUGUGAUCCCCACUGGUACUUGGAGGAUCGUGGUGGCAAUGGUUGGCAAGUUUUGCAUCUCCGCAACAUUCGGCAUCAUUUAUCUCUAUUCGACCGAACUGUUUCCCACACCUGUCAGAGUUGUUGGACUGGGACUGUGCUCCGUGGCGGCUCGAAUUGGGGGGAUUCUCUCUCCAAUUAUCCUACUCCUGAAAAACAGUGUGGCCGAUCUCCCUCUCAUUCUCUUCGGCUCCAGCACAGUGGUAGCGGGAUUUCUGGCGCUCUUGUUACCGGAAACGCGCGGCCAGCAGCUCCCCCAGACACUCAAGGAAGGGGAAGAAAUAGGAAGAUGUCGAUGCAUGGGCAGGAACGCGUAUGACGAGUCUAACGCCGAGCUCGUCGACAUGGACGCCGACGGUGAGGGCGUCUUUGCGAUCUCCAACGCAGCCUUCGGUCGUGAAGAAGAGAAGAAAUAUCGCGACUUCUCGCAGCAGUUUUCCAAAGGACUGCACGAGAGUUCACACAUGUAAAACAAAAGGACUUACACGUAGAAAAUGGUAAUUAUUUCUGGUAUCAACAAGCUCACCAAGAUAUCAGGGCAUGCCCCUCUUUUCUGGUAAUAAAUCUUGCAUGAGAGAAAGUUGUGACUUUUCCACAAAUGCAAUAACUGAUACGAUUUUCACGAGUUAUGUGUAAGACAUGUCAACUCUCUAUGAUCAAGUGCAACAUUGAGCACAAACAGAGCUUAAGUGAUUUACUCUGAUGAAUGUCAAGAGUUGAGUCGGCGUUUCAAUACAAGGGUGUCUGGCGAUUUAUGGGCGCUGUUAGAUGUGCAUGGCAAUAUAAACCAUUUUCGAGGCUGACUAGUUGGGAAAGUGUUGCUUUGUUAUUUUUUUUAAACUCUGAGAAAAUCCUUUCUUUCUAAUUCUGUGUCUUAAUGGUUUUUGUUUAUGCGGGAUAAAUAUAGCAAAAUCAUAAAGGUUAGGCCUAUAUAUUUCAGUACCACUUCAGAAUCACGAUUAUUGCCAUUUCGUUUACGCAUUAAACUUAGCAAAUACUUGGUUUCCCCUGGUUUCCUGAUGGGGUUUUGUAAUAACCAUAUUAGGGGCAAUUUGGAGAGCCAGUAUUCAUUGCACAUAGUAUUGUUUUUUUUUCUUGUUUUUCUAUUAGUUGUUUGCAGUUUGCAUGUAGUUUUCGUACUAUUGUUGUGCUUUGAAGUAAUCAAGUGGCCUUUGGGGGCAGUUUCUAAGAAGUUAAUUAUCCUCUUCAAGGAAAAUUGCGCCCUCUCUUGAUCCAGCUCGGGCCUCGUGGCAGUUUGCGCCCACUUGGGUGCUGUUCCUUGCCUCCACGUUUGUGAAAAAAAAUUCAGGCACUGAUACUUUGAACACACUUUAGGAUUUGGCAUUUUUAGCACAACCAUGAUAUUUGGUUAUCACAUGGACCGGACUUUAGAAUUACUGAAAAGAAUCAUUGUAUCUUUUAGCAGAAAAUUUAUUUACUUUUCGCUCCUAUCUACAAAAGCAAACCCACAAAGCAAUUCGACACAUUUUAUUCACUGCAAUAUUUACUCUUUACUCUCAACCAAUGCUAAUACAAGUGAGCGGCAUUUGAUCGCUAUUACUUUAAGAGUACUGACUAACAGUUUACAGAAAAUAAAUAGUGGACCAUUUACAUCCUCCUUUCGAGACAGGUGCGUGUAUUCUUGUCUGUAUGAUAACGGUUUAUAGCGGUAUUUAAACAGGGUAACUAGGAGAGGUUAUAUGUGCAAAGGGCUCUUAACACAUUCCAAACUGAACUGGUAAUAAACUUAUGUUAAAGUAUUAGAUGGGUUACGGGUUUUCCCAUAAUCAAAAUGUACAGAUCAAAUCGGCUUCAGUGUCUCUCACACAACGAAAGGCAGUAGAAACAGAAUAAAGAGUACAGGUUAAAACAUGAUGCUCUGUGCACACGCACAAGAUCGAUCCCAGAUAUUUCACAAUAGUUACACAAUAACUCAUCAAUUUUAAUUAAACAGAAUCAUCGAUACAAAACAAAAUUGUCCUACGUGCAAACCAUGAUACAAUUACUGUCAGGGUAUUUCAGUGUAUCUUUGUGUAGUAUUUAAAGAUGUGAACCAAGAACAGAAACCUGCAAAAAAGCUUCCAUGAAACAUUGGUCAAUAUUUGUGACUGUUCCGGGCGAAAGGCGUGGUGUAUAAAAGUGGUAGAUUUUGGGGGAAACGUAGAAACCGGGACAGGAGUCUGCAAGGGAAUUUUGGAUCAACUCGGGGUAAUUUCCAAGUUCCGCUUGGUUAAUGAGUAAGUCGAGAGAUAUCACUGAAAAGGACUGGUAGAUGUGAACACACUAUGGCUGGAAUUGUCAAAGGAAGAUGCGGCUUCCGCAUACGCGUGUUUAUUGUCCAGCCGCAGACACGGAUUCUUAGAAGGUUUGAUCGGUCGAGUCUCAGUCCACGUUGUUAUACCCAGCAAGAUAUGGCACGGAGGAUUACCCCCCCCGUCCAAACCCUAUACUCACCCUAGACUAUUGUUACCUGACACACACACCCCAUAUGUCU